UAAAUAAACAUAACGGGGCCGCCGCGUAAUAAUUAUUUGGAGAAACGGGAGCUGAAAGUUUUGGUUUCAGGGAAUUCAAUAUGCCUCAAUAUAUACAGUAUUUUCAAAUAAUUAUUACCAUUUGUACCGAUAUAUUACAUACGUACACAGUAAAAAUUCGUGGUAACCCUUUUUUGUGUAAAAAUGACUCCAACACUGUGCAUUGUAAAUGGUAUUCCACAAAGAGUAAAGUUCUCAAUGCAGUGUGGUGUUAACCCACGAGUGACAGGGUGCCGAGUAAAUCUUGGUUUACUUACUCGUCCCCGUGUUAAUAUUACCCAUGCACUAGUUAUGCCACUGUGACUUACUCUCCACGGAGUAAAAGGCAGCAACGGGCGGGCAACGGGAGAAGCUUUGUCAGUUCAUCACUCUCCACUAUACUCUCCAGAAUAAUUUUGUACUUUUUCUGACUGUUAGAAAUUUAAUAAUUCUGCAUUGUUUAGAUAAAUAAUUAAGAACAGUUAGUUAGCCGUGGUCCCAUAUUCUUUAAUAAACAACUUUCCAAUGAUGUCUAGUUUUAUUGAAAUAAAACGACUGUUGGAGCAGUGUAAUUUGAGCGAUUACUUCCAGAAGUUCCAAGAUAACCACAUCUCUGAUGACACUUUGUCGACGUUGGAAAAGACCGACCUGGUUGAAAUUGUACCGAGCAUUGGACAUCGCUCUAAACUUUGGACAGCAAUUAAGAAAAUAAAUGAGGGUCAAAUUUAUGUAUGUUUUAAAUGUCCAAAUUCCUUUAAAACUUUAAAUUGUUUAUCGUCGCAUUUAAAAUCAAAACAUCAGGUUAAAGGGGAGAGCGAGGAUUACCGCUGCCCACAUUGUAGUGGUCAUUUUCAAAGAAGGGCAUAUUUUAACCAUUUUAGAAAUGUUUUCAAAUUUCACCCUAAUUUACUCCAACUUAAUAAUUUAGCAAUAGAUUCGGAAGUAGAAUACCAGGGAGCAUAUGAGAGGGUUGAAAGGGACUCAAAUUGUUUACAAAAAAAAUCAAUCCUAUCAAUGCCAACGAAGAUUAUGGAAUUGGAGUUAUCAAUAUCUAAACUUUAUGCUUGUAUCUUAGAAUCAGGAAAGAUUUCGAUGGUAGCCAGUAAGAAGAUAAUCUCAGCAGUAAAGGAAAGUAUUAGUAAGGUUAUAGAAACAUGCCAACCCCAGUAACAAAGCACAUAUAAAUGAUAUCGCAAACUUGACAUCUGGGGACAUAAGACGAUAUCGAAAAUCAAAUAUAGAUGCGAUAUUAUUCUAAUGUAAUCUAGAUUACAUGCCACGCCAUUUUGUAAUAAUUAUGCCCACUGAAAUACGUAAAUAUGAUGUUACAAAUUAUAUGUCGCCUGGAUAUCGGAUUAAUGAACGAAAAUGUCAUUCACAAGACUUUGUAAUAUUUCCAACAUAGUUAAUACAUUGCAGGAACACAUUAUAUCUACAUCACCAAACAACAUAGAAGGUAUAUCAAUUCUAUAUUCCCCCCACACGCGCAUCCACACCGCGCAUUCCCCUUCAGUUUUCACCACCAGUUGUAUUUCGGUCGUGCUCCAGCACAUUCGCUAAAUUCCGUUCCAGGUUUUGCAGAAUUUAUUAGCAGGCACUUGUGACGACUCGGUGUCAAAAUUUGAGUGAACAAUUAUCUUCAACAACGGAAGUAAACGUGUCUAAGGACACUUUAACAAACUCAGAACCAAACAUUUUUCUUGAACAUAAUUCCCUACAUAUAUUAAAUGAACAAAAUAAUACUUCCAGUAGUUUGACAAACGAUGCUGGUACUGCGGACUCUGUACUAAAUGAAGUUAAAAAGUGGGCUUUAACAUCCGGUGUGAAUCAGAGUCAAUUAAGUUCUCUUUUAAAGAUUUUGAAUCAGCAUAACUGUUUUAGUACUUGGCCAUCGGACAGUAGAACUCUGCUUAAGGGAAAAUGCUUAAGAAACUAUGAUAUUAUUGACGUAUUACCAGGCAAAUAUGUACAUUUCGGAUUGACUAAUUAUUUAGAUAGCAUUGUGAAAAUAAAAUAUACAGGACAGUUAAAAUUACAAAUAAGUAUUGACGGGCUGCCUCUAUUUAAUAGUAACUCUGUGAAUCUGUGGCCUGUCUUAGGGCAUUUUUCAAAUUUUAGCAAUAGUAAACCGUUCGUCAUAGGAAUCUAUUGUGGAUUAAAGAAGCCAACCAAAGUGGAAGAUUUUCUAAACUUAUUCAUUGCAGAGUACAAGAUAGCGCGAUCUAAAAAGGACACUUUAAUAAUCAAUUGUUUCGUGUGUGACACGCCAGCACGAGCAUUUAUAAAAUGUGUGAAAGGACACAAUGCGUACUUUGGUUGUGAUAAGUGCUGUGUAGAGGGAAACUAUUCUAAUCAUCGCAUGAACUAUUCAGACGUGGGAAGUAAUCUCAGGACCGACGAUAGCUUUAGGAAUAAAAUUGAUGAAGAUCAUCAUGUAGGGACUACUCCACUUUUACAAAUAAGGGACCUUGACAUGGUAAAAUGCUUUCCACUCGACUACAUGCACUUGGUUUGCUUAGGUGUGGUAAAAAAACUUUUAAUUUUAUGGACGCGUGGGAAACCGAAAACGCAGAAGUUAUCAAGUUUUCAAAUUAACGAAAUAUCAACAAAAUUGGAAGGUUUCAGUAAAAUAACUGCUAGUGAAUUUUCCAGAAAACCAAGAACAUUGAGCGAAUUAGAUAGAUGGAAGGCCACAGAAUUUCGUCAGUUUCUUUUGUAUAGUGGUCCUGUCAUUUUGGAAAAUACUUUAGUGAAAGAAAAUUAUUUAAUGUUCAUAAGUUUAUCUAUAUCUAUUCGAAUUUUAUGCUCUGAAAAACACUAUUUAAAAUAUAAUGAUUACGCUCACAAGUUGCUCUUGUAUUUUGUUCAAACUUUUAAACGACUUUACGGCGAGGAUUAUAUUUCUUACAAUAUUCACGGACUCGUUCAUUUAGCUGCCGAUGCUAAAAAUCUUGGUGCUUUGGACACUUUUAGUGCCUUUAAGUUUGAGCACAAAUUGGGAAAAAUAAAGAAAUUAGUAAAAUCUCCUAACCGUCCCCUACAGCAAAUUGUCAACAGGCUAAAAGAACAGGAAUUUAUUAUUAAAUUUUCAAGUGACAGUUAUAAGCUAUCAAAGUUGCAUAAUAAUGGCCCCUUAAUAAGUAAAGUGAACGAUACAAAACAGUACCGGUGUUAUCAAACUGCUAAACUUAUAAUUAAUUGCGAUUUUUUAAGGGAUUCCUUUCUAUUAACCAAGUCAGGGGAGUUAAUUCAAGUAUUUAAUAUUUUACAACAUACUUGUUCAAAUAAAAUUCAGUGCGUCGCAAAAAGUGUGAAAAAUGUCAGCCCCUAUUUUACCGAACCAAUUGACUCAUCGCUCUUCGACAUUUAUCGUGCUGACCUAAAUAAUUGUGGCGAAUUAAAAUUAGUGGACAUCUCCGAUAUUAUGAAUAAGUGCCAAAUUUACAAUAUUGCAGGUUCUCAAAGUGCAAUAUUUGGACUAAUUCACGCUGAACUUAGCAAGUAAAUAUGUACUACAUUGUUGAAUUUACUGCCUCCUCAAAAUUAUUCGUCGAAGCUGUCCCACAGCAUUGGUUCGACAACGGACAGGUGGCUUAUCCAAAAACAAAAAAUGCACGGCAGUGUAUCAGUUCUAAUAAAGUUGUGGAGCCGGCGUGGCCUCGAUACCCUGCUAGGAUUUUACAUGCCUACCCCACAUUGAAGGAAGCAAUGGCAAAAUUGAAUGCAGCUGUAGAAAAUUCAGAUUUAUCCUCAGCCGAGGGAGAUGAUACCAAAACUCGGACACGAAAAAAUCCAACUAUUCGGAACGACUUGGAUUCAUCGGAUGAAGAGAGGACGAAGGAGAGGACACCGCCAUCAGUUCUGAGUGGAUUCCCACGAUUGGAGCAAGUUCGACAAGACAAGUCAAUUGAAAUUGAAUCCAUCAAUGACGAAGCAGUCGCAUUUGGACAAGGUGUAGAUGCACGUGGAGAAGAAGUAUACGCUGUUCGUAAUGACCAAACUACGCAAGAUGAUAUGAUAAGUCAGGCUAGUUCCAGUCAAGGCGUUGGAAAUAUUAUACUUGAAAUUCCUGCUGGGUGGGUGAAUACUGGCGCUAAUUUGGCGGAUGGGAAUGAUGAGGAUUUGAGUGCAACUGAUCAGCAGGUUCCAGUGCUAGUGACAAUUGAAAAAGAAUUCUUGGUAAGACUCCAGCAAGACAUAUCCAUGAUUAAAUACUCACUGUCGAAUCUGGAGAGGAAAUUUGAUAAUUUGUCAGCACACAAUGGCAUUGAGAAAUCUGCUCGAGCAAGUCUUGUCAUUCCCCGUCCGUUCGAAAGUUGGGAACAAUUUAAGGAAUUUGACGAAACUUUAAAUGAUGAUCUUUCAGUCAAAGUGAAAUUGCAGUUUGCGCGCUAUGCUGAAAGUAAGCUAACAGAAAACGUGUACAAAAUAUUACGAAAUUUGUUUACCGAUCUGGCUGCCACGAAGAUAAGCUUUAAAGGACAGAAGGGCAAUUUCGACUUUUCCAAUACCAAUAUGAAACAACUUGUGUUUGAUUCCGUCUUUGCAAACGACAAGUAUCUGAAAACUGAGAGGGAUAUUGAGAAGACCAUCAUUGCUUGGUUUCAACACGCCGGAGGACGCCUAAAGAAGCACGUGACUGCCAAAAAUCCUCGAAAACUUUAAAAUAUGUUAUUAUUUUGAAAACAUAAUUAUUACUUUGCGAAUAAAAAAUACGCCUAAUGAAA
Folsomia candida is the source of this 4745-nucleotide messenger RNA. RefSeq lists its product as uncharacterized. Lineage: Eukaryota; Metazoa; Arthropoda; Collembola; Entomobryomorpha; Isotomidae. The coding region runs from base 3526 to 4683 and encodes 385 amino acids. The record is from RefSeq and is a predicted model, not a curated record. The transcript has 9 exons.